Molecule: messenger RNA, 2630 nt
Organism: Carassius gibelio (silver crucian carp)
Lineage: Eukaryota; Metazoa; Chordata; Actinopteri; Cypriniformes; Cyprinidae
Exons: 1
Coding region: 1204-2244 (346 amino acids)
Biological process (GO): G protein-coupled receptor signaling pathway
Cellular component (GO): membrane
Molecular function (GO): G protein-coupled receptor activity
Source: RefSeq, a predicted model, not a curated record
GCUGUAACUCUGUUCCUGAAGACAUCUGAGUGUGGUGACUCCGGCUUCAGUCCACUCCUUGUGAAGCUCUCCCAAGUUCUUGAAUCUGCUUUUCCUGACAAUCUUAAACAUCUCCUUAAACAUCAUAGAUCACAUGAAAAUAAUAAUAAUAAUAAUAAUGAGUGUAAGUAGACUUAACAAUGUGAAUAAAUAUUGAUUAAAUAUUUCAUAUUUUAUUUCAUAUUUUAUACAACUUUAGAAGUUUGUUUAGAAAUCUAUUAUUUAUCCCUAAACUAUGUAAGUUAUAGUCCAAUACAAAAGAUGUUGUUACAACUUACUACUCCACUGCCAGAAUGCAACAUUAUCAAAUUAUAAUCAAAUAAUUAAUAUUAGUAUUUAUAAUAUUUUAAGGGAAGACACUACAGGCAAAACCACUGUUUGUUUCAGGCAUUAAAUUUUGCUUCCAUAACACUUCUUCUUUCAGACCAGUGGAUGUGGUAAGUGUUUAUUUUUAUUACACCCUAUUGGUUUGACGUCUUCAGAUUUUGAUUACAAUGCAUUUCUUCAAUAUUUUUUGCCUUCAAUCGGUUAGAAAACUUCAUCUGUGCUGAUAGCCUUGUGGGCAUUUGUCUGAUUUAUUUCAUAUUUAAUUAAAUAAAAAAAUAUUAAUUAUUACGCAGACAACCAGACAAACACUUAAUUAUGACCUAGAGCUCUAAUUUAUUAUCAAAACAAACUAACUCUGCAUUUCAGAUGAUAGGCUACUAGUCAUGUAACCUGUCCUAAACAAGACAGCAAAUUAGACUAUAAGAAUGAUAAAUUCUAUUUUUUUCCUUCUUUUGAUCUUAUCAUGUAAAUCGUUCAAGUUUGUACACAGAAACAUCUAGUGACACCUCAGGAGGGUGGUGCUCAUGUGUGACACUGACUCAUUUCUAGUUUAACUGACUUGUUUAACAUCAUUCACAGGUUUCCCGGAAUAGUUUUAAUUUCAAAUAAACUAAGGAUUCCCACACUGUUAACUGUUUCAUUCAAUUUCAGUUUGAGAAAACCAAAAGUAAAGCACAAUAAUGAAACUUACUUUACUAUGUGAGUAUAUGAUUGGUCUCCACCUUGGUCAUAUGAUUAACAAACAGUGGAAGUGUGUCUUUGUAAGCUAUAAUCAUAAGGAACUGAAAAGCAGUCCGUUUCAGUCAGAACUCAGACUUGCUAAAAACCGAGACAGAGAUGAUCAACUCCUCUCUCUAUAGUGACAAUGAUUUGUUACAGGACAGCUGGUCAUCUGGAGGGAACAUUGCAGCCUGUGUGAUCCUGGGGGUGUGUUUCCUGGUGGGCACACCUGGGAACCUGCUGGUGGUGUGGACCAUCCUGAAGCACGUGAAGCAGCGUUCACAUACAGUGCUUCUCAUCCUCCACCUGGCGGUCGCAGAUCUUCUGGUGCUGGUCACUCUGCCGCUGUGGAUCUACUCGCUGGCUCGCUCCUGGGUGUUUGGAGAGGCUGCCUGCAAAGCCAUGGUGUACAUCAUCUAUGCCUGUAUGUACAGCAGCGUCUUCAUCAUCACCGUCAUGAGUGUGGAGCGCUUCAUGGCUGUCAGAUACCCCUUAAAGAUGUUGUAUUGGCAAAACAGGAUGUCCUUGGCCAGAAUACUGCCAGUGAUCUGGAUCCUGUCAUUCCUUUUGGGGAUUCCUGUCAUCAUAUCCCAGUAUAUCGAUGAAGAAGAGGAUGGAUUGAAACAUUGCUUCUCCCGGACGUACAGCUCUUUGUUCUCUGAAGUCUUUUGUAUGUGUUUGGAGACUCUGCUCGGCUUCGUUAUUCCAUUUCUCACACUUGCGAUCUGCUACUGUCAGGUCGCCGUUCAUCUCCGAAAGGUGCGCUUUAAGACCAAGAAAACGGGCUUUCUCAUUUGUGGCGUGGUCGUGGCCUUCAUUGUGUGUUGGUUGCCUCACCACAUCCUCAAUGUCGUAGGGAUGGUGGUUCUUCUAGUAGGACAAUCAGAUGAAUGGUCUCAAAUACCAAACAGUGUUGUCUUCAUUUCUGGAGCGCUGGCAUUUAUCAGUAACUCAGUAAACCCAGUGCUGUAUGCGUUUGCGUCUAAAAACUUACAUGGAAGUCUGAAGAAGUCUGGGAUCGUGAAGCUGUUUCAGGACAUAACAACGCAAACACAGCAAGGCUUCUUACAGGAUUCUGGACAGCAGGAUGGAAAGAUCCUUGAAGACCUCAAUGGUGGUGAACAAGAGGGAUCUCACAGAUCUCUGAGUAACUGUUAGACUUAUUAGAAAUGUUUAUGUUUUCUUAGCUGUCAACUUUAUUUAAAUGCAAUAAUGUUUCUUCUUCUACUUGUUUAAAUGCCAUAAUAUUUCUGUUUGUUACUAGUCAAAAUUGUUUAAAUGACAUGAUAUUCAUCGGUUUUUGUGGUCAAAAUUUUAAAUGACACAACAUUUAGAUUUUUAACUGAUGAUACUUGUUUACAUUUUUACAACAUCUCAAAUAUUUGUGAUCAAAGUUGUUUAAAUGCCAUUACAUUUGAACUUGUUUACAUGAACUUUGCCAUAAUAGUUGAUUGUUUGGAAUUGUUAAAGUUGUUAAAAUGUCAUAAUGCUUAAUACAGAGGUGAAAACUGAUUUAAAAAUAAAUCAAUAAAAAGACUCACCCA